AAUCCGGCCAACUACUGCUUCAACUGGAGGCUCCGUUAAGAAACAGAAUAAUAAAAAGCACUUGCCGCGCGGCAUGCGUUUAGACCACGACGAUUUGCUGCGUUUGGCCCGAGAACAAUUAUUUUGUAGCAACACAAAUGGCACAAAUGAAAGUAAUAAAAAUGGAACGAAUGAAAAUAGUACCAAAAAUGGUCUCAAGGAAAAUGAUGCUGUCAAAAAUGCUGAAACGCUGCUGCUUGCUCCAUUGGAUAGAGAAAUUGUUUCAUUGAAGAUACAAGUUCAAGCAAAUAAACAAGCUAUAGGCACUCUCAAACGUAAGAUUAAUUCAGAUACAAACUCAUCAACUACGACAAGCACUUCUUCAACAUCUAUCAAUGCAAGUGGUGGUAAUGGAACUUCGGCUAAUCAACUUAUUGAAGAAAUAAGACAAUGUGGUGAUGCAACACAUCCGAGUGUUAAAAUUACGACAAAAUGGUCGAAUGAAGAACUGCUAUUGGCUGUUCAAGGUGUGAGAAAAUAUGGAAAAGAUUUUCAGGCGAUUGCUGAAGCAAUUGGUUCUAAAACAGAGGCCCAUGUCCGCGCAUUCUUUAUUAACUAUAGACGAAGAUACAAUUUGGACAGUGUUUUACGAGACUAUGAGCAAGAAAAAAAUCAGACUCAACAGAUGGACAUAGAUAACAAUGAAACAGGAACUUUUUCCGAAAGUAAUUCCCAAGCGCCGAUGGAAGCAUCAAAAUAAUAUCAUUAUAGAAAAUUUUAAUAUAGAUAUAUAAUUUUAUAUGCAUGUGUUGUGACACAUGCGCCCCCUUAGCUAUAAGUUCGAAUGUGUGAAUAGUAAACUUUAUUAUGAAUAAGAUAUAAAUUAGUUAAACAUAGAUUAUUAUAAAUAAUAAAUUGAUUUGAUAAGCA
Ctenocephalides felis (cat flea) is the source of this 909-nucleotide messenger RNA. Its product is annotated as REST corepressor 3-like. Lineage: Eukaryota; Metazoa; Arthropoda; Insecta; Siphonaptera; Pulicidae. Gene Ontology annotation, biological process: regulation of transcription by RNA polymerase II; negative regulation of DNA-templated transcription. The transcript is spliced from 4 exons. Bases 74 to 739 code for a protein of 221 amino acids. Gene Ontology annotation, molecular function: transcription corepressor activity. Gene Ontology annotation, cellular component: histone deacetylase complex; transcription regulator complex. The record is from RefSeq and is a predicted model, not a curated record.